Molecule: messenger RNA, 2073 nt
Organism: Humulus lupulus (European hop)
Lineage: Eukaryota; Viridiplantae; Streptophyta; Magnoliopsida; Rosales; Cannabaceae
Product: AP2-like ethylene-responsive transcription factor At1g16060
Exons: 8
Coding region: 386-1672 (428 amino acids)
Biological process (GO): regulation of DNA-templated transcription
Molecular function (GO): DNA-binding transcription factor activity; DNA binding
Source: RefSeq, a predicted model, not a curated record
UAUAUAAAAUUAUAUAUACAGCACAUAUACAAACACAAAAGUUGAAAAAAGAAGACAAAGAAGAAGAAGAUACCACAAUUGGCCGGAAUAAGUCGGCCAAAUCAGAAAUUAAAACCUCUCUGCCGGCCAAUCUUAAUCAAUCAGUGGUACCAAUUUCAUCAGCAUCCAUUGCCAGCCCACACUCUACACCACUAUCUUUUCCAACCUCAUAUUAGUUUUAUUGAUUAAUUAAUUAAUUCUCUCUUUCUUUAAAACCCUCUUCUUUUGAAGACCAAGUCAUAAUAAUUUAUAUUCUAUAUCCAAUAAUUUUCAUAUAUUUUAUAAAAUUCUCUCUCCAAAUUAAGAUCAUCAUCAAUUUUGUUAUUUUUCUUCUUCUUCUAUUUCUAUGGCGAAGUUAUCACAGAAAAACAACGCCAAUAAUAAUAAUAAUAGUGCUACUACUAACAAUGGUAGUCAUGUUCCAAAAGUGAAGAGAACAAGGAGAAGUGUCCCCAGAGACUCUCCUCCUCAACGCAGCUCUAUUUAUCGAGGUGUCACAAGGCAUCGAUGGACUGGACGGUAUGAGGCUCAUUUGUGGGAUAAGAAUUGCUGGAAUGAAUCACAGAACAAGAAAGGACGCCAAGUUUAUCUUGGUUUGUAUUCUGAAUUAUGUGCAUAUGACGAUGAGGAAGCAGCAGCACAUGCUUAUGAUUUAGCAGCAUUGAAAUAUUGGGGUCAUGACACCAUUCUCAACUUUCCGUUAUCAACUUAUGAGAAAGAAUUGAAGGAUAUGGAGGGUGUGGCUAGAGAAGAAUAUAUUGGAUCACUUAGAAGGAAAAGUAGCGGAUUCUCCAGGGGAGUUUCAAAAUAUAGAGGUGUUGCAAGACAUCAUCACAAUGGAAGAUGGGAAGCUCGAAUUGGGCGAGUCUUUGGCAACAAAUAUCUAUAUCUUGGUACAUAUGCUACCCAAGAAGAAGCUGCAACUGCUUACGAUAUGGCAGCAAUAGAGUACCGAGGGCUUAAUGCAGUCACAAACUUUGACCUUAGCCGCUACAUCAAAUGGCUGAAACCUAACACUACUACCUCUACUACCACUACUACUACCAAUGCUACCACUACCACUUAUAAUCAUAAUAAUAUCAAUGGGAAUUUAAUUAGCUUACCUAACCCAAUCAAUAUUAAUCACGAGGCUACCACCACUUUAAACCAUGAUCCAAAUCUUAUGAUUAGCCAAAAACAACAAGAUGAUCAUCAUGAUCAACUAGGGUUAAGUAAUUUCUUUCAUGAUGCCCAAAACAUUUCGUGUAGCGUAGUAGGGGAAACCCUAAUCUCUUCUGGACAGCUGCAACCACGCUCGACCACUGCCACGUCAGCCCUAGGUCUCUUGCUCCAGUCAUCCAAGUUCAAGGAAAUGAUGGAGAUGACUACAUCGGCGGGUGCUGAUAGUUGCCCGCUUUUGUCGUCGUCACCUCCAUCGCUGCCUGUUCUAUUGCCUGAGUCUGAUGAUCGGCGUGAUCAAUCGCUCUCGUGUGCAUUCCCUGACGACAUGCAGACUUAUUAUGAGGAUCAUCAUCAUCAAUGCCAAGAUUCUUCAAGCAUUAGCUUUGUGGAUGGGGAUGAUAGCAUAUUUAGUGAGCUCAACUCGUUCAUGCAGCCUAUGUUUCCAUGCGAUUUCAACACUAGUACUUAUUAAUGAGCUAGGUAUAGUAGUCACGUACGAUCGGAACCUUAAUAAAUGCAUGGAGAUAGGAACAUUAUUCUUCUAGCUCUAUUAUAAUUAUAAUUUAGUAUUUGAUGUCAAUUUAUUAUUUUUAAUUGUUAAUAUGCAGGAUCGAUCGGUUGAGAGAUCGAUCUCUUGGCCAAAUUAAUUAUAUAAGGCUUAGAGAGAAGGGUAUGAGAAUCUUGGCAAGUGAUCAUUCUCAUAUGUUUCACUCUGUUGGUCAUUAGUGAUUAUUGUGGGAGAGUAUUUAGGCUAGAUAACUCAAUAUUUGGUUCAUUUAUAUUGUUUGUAGAUGCAAAGAGCAAUAAACAAUAAUGUACUUUAUUAUGAUCAUUUUUUUAUCAAUAAUAAACAAGUACUCUCCACGUGAUCAA